CGCGCCCCUGGACCCCGGCGCAGCUCCGGGACCCCCGCGCGUCCCAGGACCCCCGCACGCUCCCAGAACCCCGGGGCUCGGCCAACGGGGCUGAGCGCCCUGGUGAGGCGCCCCGCCCCAGAGGGUCCCCCUCUUCCAACAGGCGGAGCCCCGCCCCAGAGAAACCCCCAGGUCCGGCAGGGACAUUCAGCCACGCCCCAGAGGGCUUCCAGCAUCCAGCGGCUGGAGCCCUGCGCUCCAGAGGAAACUCCGUGCCCAGCUGGGGGCUCCCCGCCCCGCUGAGGGGGAGCCGCCCAGGAGGGUCCCCCGCGCCCCGCGGGCCCCGGCAGGAUGCACGCCGCCCUGGCGGGGCCGCUGCUCGCCGCCCUCCUCGCCACCGCCCGCGCCCGCCCGCAGCCCCCGGACGGAGGACAGUGCCGGCCGCCCGGAUCGCAGAGGGACCUGAACUCCUUCCUGUGGACUAUUCGGCGUGAUCCCCCGGCCUACCUAUUUGGCACCAUCCACGUCCCCUACACCCGAGUCUGGGACUUCAUCCCAGACAACUCCAAGGCGGCCUUCCAGGCCAGCGCCCGUGUCUACUUUGAGCUGGACCUGACAGACCCCUACACCAUCUCGGCGCUGGCCAGCUGCCAGCUGCUGCCGCAUGGAGAAAACCUGCAGGACGUGCUGCCCCGAGAGCUCUACUGGCGCCUAAAGCGCCACCUGGACUACGUGAAGCUGAUGAUGCCCUCGUGGAUGACGCCUGCGCAGCGGGGCAAGGGGCUCUAUGCCGACUACCUAUUCAAUGCCAUCGCAGGCAAUUGGGAGCGCAAGAGGCCGGUGUGGGUGAUGCUCAUGGUGAACUCGCUCACGGAGACGGACGUGCGCUCCCGGGGCGUGCCCGUGCUGGACCUCUACCUGGCCCAGCAGGCUGAGAAGAUGAAGAAGAGCACCGGGGCUGUGGAGCGCGUGGAGGAGCAGUGCCACCCGCUCAACGGGCUCAACUUCUCCCAGGUGCUGUUUGCCCUGAACCAGACCUUGCUGCAGCAUGAGAGCGUGCGGGCAGGGAGCCUGCAGGCACCAUACACCACGGAGGACCUCAUCAAGCACUACAACUGCGGGGACCUCAACGCAGUCAUCUUCAACCACGACACGUCCCAGCUGCCUAACUUCGUCAACACCACCCUGCCCCCGCACGAGCAGGUGACAGCCCAGGAGAUUGACAGCUACUUCCGCCAGGAGCUCAUCUACAAGAGGAACGAACGCAUGGGGAAGAGGGUCAUGGCGCUUCUGCAGGAGAACGAAGACAAGAUCUGCUUCUUUGCCUUCGGAGCAGGUCACUUUUUGGGAAACAACACAGUCAUAGACAUCCUGCGGCAGGCAGGGCUGGAGGUGGACCACACACCUGCAGGGCAGGCCAUCCACAGCCCUGCUGCCCAGAGCCCGGCGCCCACUCCUGAGGGGACCUCGACAAGCCCAGCCCCAGCAACACCAGCCACCGCCAUCCCCACAGUGCCCCCAGCGACCCCCACUGCCCCGCCAGAGGAGGAGGAGGAUCCAGCCCUGUCCCCACACCUCCUGCUCCCUGACAGCCUCAGCCAGCUGGAGGAGUUUGGCCGGCAGAGGAAGUGGCACAAGAGGCAGAGCACACACCAGCGGCCGCGGCAGUUCAACGACCUCUGGGUCCGCAUCGAGGACAGCACCACCGCCUCGCCGCCCCCCCUGCCCCUCCAGCCUACCCACAGCACCGGGACUGCCAAGCCCCCCUUCCAGCUCUCGGACCAGCUCCAGCAGCAGGACCCACCCGGGCCGGCCAGCAGCUCGGCGAGCUCGGUGAGCAGCUGCUCACGUCCUGCCCUGGGCCUCCUCCCCGCCGUGGCUGCCACCAUUGCCGCGCCCUUCCUGCUGCACAGCCUCAGGCCCUCCUGACCUCGGCCACCCCAGGCAGAGGAGCCAGACCAGCCACGCGAGGAUCUGCGGCCACAGCCCAGCUCCUGCCACCACUCCCAGGGGUGCCCGACACCUCAAGGGCAGGCCACACGGGGUCAGUUAGAACACUAGAGCUUUAUUGUACCUAAGUUACAUCUUCUUUUUUGUAGAAGGAUCUUAAUUUCCCAUAGUGCUAUGGGGCUCUUUUGUAAAAUAUAUGUCCAUAUUAAAAAAGAAAAAUGUAUUUAUUCUACCAAU
Lemur catta (Ring-tailed lemur) is the source of this 2166-nucleotide messenger RNA. It is a transcript of the gene TRABD2B, whose product is annotated as TraB domain containing 2B. Gene Ontology annotation, molecular function: metalloendopeptidase activity; Wnt-protein binding. The record is from RefSeq and is a predicted model, not a curated record. Gene Ontology annotation, cellular component: organelle membrane. The transcript has 7 exons. Bases 331 to 1908 code for a protein of 525 amino acids. Gene Ontology annotation, biological process: negative regulation of Wnt signaling pathway. NCBI's taxonomy places the organism in Eukaryota, Metazoa, Chordata, Mammalia, Primates, Lemuridae.